AUGCCUAACAAAACUAAAAAAGAAAAGCAGACACCGGCCAAGACGACAAGUAGUACCAAAACAAGUGGGAAAGAAACAACAGAGAACGCUGAAAAUGAGAAUGCGAAAAAGAAAAGUUCGGUAAAUGCUGAAAAUCAUCCGCCUACCACACAGUUGACAAAAAUCAAGUACUCAGGUCCUACACACAUAAAGAAGGAUAAACGCCAGAAUUCUUCAAGAUUCAAUGUUUCUAAGAACAGAGAGCUACAGAAAUUAACACCAAUGAAAGAUGCUCCUGCAAAUGAACGUGAACAACUUUUUAUUCAGAAGAUUCAGCAAUGUGGCGUGUUAUUCGACUUUGUGCAGGAUCCACUCAGUGACUUGAAAUGGAAAGAGGUAAAAAGAGCAGCUCUAAAUGAAAUGGUUGAAUAUGUCUCCCAAAACAGAGGAAUAUUGACAGAACAUAUAUAUCCUGAAGCAAUACAAAUGUUUGCUGGAAACCUAUUCAGAACAUUACCACCCUCAUCAAAUCCUAGUGGUGCCGAGUUUGAUCCUGAGGAAGAUGAACCAACCUUAGAGGCAGCUUGGCCACACUUACAGCUUGUAUAUGAGUUUUUCCUGCGGUUCUUGGAAUCUCCUGAUUUUUCUUCAAAUACAGCAAAGAGGUAUAUAGACCAGAAAUUUGUAUUACAGCUACUGGAGCUUUUUGAUAGUGAAGACCCAAGAGAAAGAGACUUUCUAAAGACCAUACUCCAUAGAAUAUAUGGAAAAUUUCUUGGUCUCCGGGCAUAUAUCAGGAAACAAAUAAAUAAUAUAUUUUAUAGGUUUAUUUAUGAAACAGAACACCAUAAUGGUAUAGCAGAAUUGUUAGAAAUCUUGGGAAGUAUUAUUAAUGGAUUUGCUUUGCCAUUGAAAGAAGAGCAUAAAGUAUUCCUACUAAAAGUAUUAUUACCUCUUCACAAAGUCAAAUCUUUGAGUGUGUACCACCCUCAGCUAGCAUACUGUGUGGUCCAAUUUCUUGAAAAAGAUCCUAGUUUAACAGAACCGGUGAUAAUGACAUUAUUGAAAUUUUGGCCUAAAGUCCAUAGCCCAAAGGAGGUGAUGUUUUUAAAUGAAUUGGAAGAAAUCUUGGAUGUGAUAGAACCAGCAGAGUUUGUCAAAGUAGUGCGGCCACUGUUCAGACAAUUAUCUAAAUGUGUUUCCAGCCCACAUUUCCAAGUUGCGGAGAGAGCCUUGUAUUUUUGGAACAAUGAAUACAUCCUGAGCUUAAUAAGUGAGAAUGUGGCUAUUAUUCUCCCGAUAAUGUUUCCGGCAUUGUACAUGAGUAAAGAACAUUGGAAUAAGACAAUUCAUGGCUUAAUAUACAAUGCUUUGAAAUUAUUUAUGGAGAUGAAUCAGAAGUUAUUUGAUGAUUGUACCAUGCAAUACAAAGCAGAACGACAAAGAGAGAAAGAGAGGAACAAACAAAGAGAUGAUGCAUGGAACAAGGUCCAAAAUUUAGCCAUGACAAAUCCAAAGUUUAAAACCAUAUCCCUGCUCAAGUCACCCACUGACUCCGUACCACGUGCUCCUGAAAAUAACCGGCAUAAUAACUCUAAUAGUGUUACAGAUGAAGAGGGAGAUGUGGUAGCCAGUUUAGACAGACUAGAAUCUGAAGCUAAGGAGCUGCAGAAGAAGAAAGGAAAAGAAAAACCAUUACUACGAAGGAAAUCAGAACUGCCACAUGACAUGACAACAUUAAAAGCAUUGGAAACUCACAAGCGACCCGAAGAAUUUUUGAGUUCAGCAUCUGAACAACAAGCUGCUAACUGA
Messenger RNA from Acanthosepion pharaonis, 1791 nucleotides. NCBI's taxonomy places the organism in Eukaryota, Metazoa, Mollusca, Cephalopoda, Sepiida, Sepiidae. The record is from the annotation of a GenBank genome assembly.